AUGUCAUCGUCAAACAAAAAUCAAUUUAACUCUUGUCAAGAAGAAGAUGAUGAUGAUGAUGAAAAUAAAAAUCAACGAAUAUGUUUAGCUGAUGAUAUUCAUCAAGUAUUAGAUCGACUUAAUCAAUUUCAUACAAAUGAAUCAAAAUUUUUAAAAGAUUUAAAAGAAUGGAGCAAUGAAGCUCAUGAUACAGUUGAUAAAUUUUACAAAUCAAAACAUGAUGAAUAUAUAAGAAGAACAAAAGAAGAUAUUGAUAGAUCAAAAGAAAUUUUAAAUUCAUUAACUAGCGAUCAUGAUGCUUCAGAAGAUUAUUUGGAUUGGGCUAACAAUGUAAUUCAAUCAAUUCAUCAACAAAUUGAUGAUUUUGAACAAGUUAAAUCAAUAUUUUCUCCAUUAAAAAUUGAUAAUUGUUUAAUUAAUUAUCCAAGUCGAAUAUCUGAUUUAAGACGUCAUUCAUCUCCAGUAAAAGAACUUUUUUCUGAUAUAUUAUUAUCAUCAUCUUCAAUAUCUCAUUUUAAUACAAAUCAAUCGAACAAAAUUUCUUUUGUAAAUUUAAAAGUUCCAACACAUAUGAUUAAACUUCAAUCUGAUAAUUGGUAUUCUUUAUCAGCGAAUCAAACAUCUUUAGUAGUUUCAGAAAAAACAAAUUUAUAUUUAAUUGAUCAAUCUUUUACAAUUAUUGAGAAAAAAUCAUUUAUACAAAUUGGAAUCAAAGAUAUUUGUUGGUCAAAUAUACUUUCACGAUUUAUUAUAAUAUCACCAAAAAAUAUUUAUACUCUUGAUGAUAAACUUAUUGAAUCAGAAUUAUCUUCAAUCAAUUCUAUUAAAAAUUAUCCAUGGGAACGUGGAACUUGUUGUGAUACGACUUUAUUUAUUUCAACAUUUGGUGAGAAUCCUUUUAUUAUUGAAUAUAAUAUAUUCCCAUCAAUACAUUUAAAUAAACGAUGGCAAUCAUCAAUAAUUUGUAAAGAAAAUGAAGUUAUAAGUGAUAUGAAAUCUAAUGAAAAUAAUCUUGGAUUAAUAAUUAAUAAUGAUAAUAAUAAUGAAAGUCGUCUUGAAGUUCGUUCAAUAAAAUCUUUUGAAUUAAUUUGGUCGAUUUAUCUUGGUAAAGGUUGGCUUUAUAGAUGUUCACCUUUAAAUGAUAAUUAUUGGACUAUUGUCGAUUCUUAUAAUAAUAGAUUUAUUCAAAUAUCUGAUCACGCUACUAUUGAUCAAAUUAUUCGUUAUCCAACAAAACCAUUUAAUGUUGUUUCUUGGAGUCUAAAUCAAGUUGUUAUAAGAACUGCUGACCAUCUGAACAUACACAAUUGCAAAUAA
Molecule: messenger RNA, 1317 nt
Organism: Rotaria sp. Silwood2
Lineage: Eukaryota; Metazoa; Rotifera; Eurotatoria; Philodinida; Philodinidae
Source: the annotation of a GenBank genome assembly